Messenger RNA from Talaromyces marneffei, 1125 nucleotides. RefSeq lists its product as uncharacterized. The coding region runs from base 1 to 1125 and encodes 374 amino acids. Lineage: Eukaryota; Fungi; Ascomycota; Eurotiomycetes; Eurotiales; Trichocomaceae. The record is from RefSeq and is a predicted model, not a curated record. The transcript has 2 exons.
AUGGCGUCUAUCAUCUCAAUGAAAUCAUCUCUACACAGUCCGGUUACUGUUAUCAAGGGCCUCGAUUCAUUCCUAUCUUCUCUACGGGCAAACCUGCAAAUCUCCUAUGAAGACCUCAAUGCCACCCACCUAGAGGCCUUUCACUACCCCCCAGGGCGUUACGACCUACGCAUUUCACCGUACUCGAAUGACCUAACACCCUCUUCUGGGUUCGCUGAUGAUCUUGAAGAUCCACCCUCCCCAACAGACACUUCGACUACCUCUACCACCCAAUCCUACUCAGCACCUACAACAUGGACAUACCAUGCCACAACAGAAGAUGACCGUCAGGCUGCUCUGCAAUUGAUUGCCGAGAGCAUUCAAGAGCAACGAAGCAUUGCAAUUCGCAGUAUCUUUCUGCAUCCUGCCACCCUAGCCGUGGCCUUUCUAAUAAUCACCAUAAUAAUACGCUGUGCGUUGCAUGCAACGCAGCGAAGGGCGCCGGUAGCAUGCUGCAUCGGAACAGGUAUUAUGAUCGCAGCACUAUUCGCCGCUGAACGUGCAACUCGAAAGUACAUCACCCUCGCCUCAGCAGUAGGAGACUCAACCUGGCUGAGAGAGGGACUCUACCAACAACAACAGCAACAACGUAACCAUAAUAACGGAUCCGCUGGCGGAUCCAAGCACCACCACUCUCAUUCCCAUCACAAUUCAAUGCCCCUCGAAGACGAAAUCCUCAUCACCAAAGACAACGACCAAGUCGUCGGUGCCCUUGUGCUCCGCACCGCUCGCACAAACGCCCUUUCCUCUGGGGCACCAAGUGCCAAUGGCAUGCGCGCCCUCCGUCACCGACACAGCAACAGCUCCUCAUCCGGUCGCUUGACAGGCGUCAUUCGCGCAUGGGCUGUCAAAUCAACCCACCGCCAACGCGGGUUGGGGUUGGGCCUCCUCGAAUCAGCCGUUUCCAUUUGUCGGGUACGCAGACUCGAUGGCCCCAUCUUUGCCGAUGAGCAGUUGAACAGUGCGCAUAUGCCCGGCUUGAGGACUUUGUGUUGGCCAUUCAAUGCCGAGUUUGAGAAGGUCGAGGAACAAGCUAAGGAUUGUUUGAAGGGGGUGAUUGAGGGGAAGGAGAGAUGGAGGAAGUGA